Condylostylus longicornis is the source of this 4234-nucleotide messenger RNA. RefSeq names its product endophilin-A (gene EndoA). The transcript is spliced from 15 exons. Lineage: Eukaryota; Metazoa; Arthropoda; Insecta; Diptera; Dolichopodidae. Gene Ontology annotation, cellular component: presynapse; glutamatergic synapse; cytoplasm. Gene Ontology annotation, biological process: synaptic vesicle uncoating. Bases 948 to 2123 code for a protein of 391 amino acids. The record is from RefSeq and is a predicted model, not a curated record. Gene Ontology annotation, molecular function: protein binding.
CACUACGGCACCGCCGUUUAUUUGACAUUGUAUUCUGCUCUUGAAAAUUUUUGGUUUAGUCAUUUUGGAGAAUUUUGUGAAUAAACCUCAUAAAGAAUUUUGUGCUUCGGGAAAUAUAAAAUAUAUAAAAGUGUAGAAAAGGAAAAAAAAAUUCUAGUGCCAUUAUAUUGAAAAAAAAAUAAUAAAAAUAGAAAAAAAAAAGAUAAAAAAUAUAUACAUAUAUUUUUCCACAAGUAUUUCUUUUAAUAAAAAUUUAUUUUUAGUUGGAUCAAUAUUUGCAUUGCAAAAUUAAUAUUUAAAAAGCUUAUGAAAAUAUUGUAAAAAGUUCUCUUUUGAGAAAAGAAAAAUAAAAAAAUUACGGGAAGUUGAAGUGCCAGAAAAAAUUAUCCAUCUCACCAGUUUUGUUAAAAAAAAACAACAAAAAGUGGAAUUUCAUUAUUUUAAUAAAGGAAAAUCUUUAAUUAUUAUUUAAAAUAUUAAAUUUUAAAACCCCUCAGAAUUAAAAUCUAAUUUACAUCUCUUGCUGACUCUUCACAAGGGGCAUUAAAACUUCCUACACUUUAUAUAAGUAGGAAAAGGAACAAAAAACAAAUAAAAAAAACUGCAGAAAUAUCUACCAAAUCCAUAACUCAUUUUACUCUUGCGACUCUUUUAAUUUUAAUCAAUUUCCUAACUAUAUUUGGAGUGCGCAAGUAAUAACGGUGCGAAAUAUUUAAUAUUGUACGGUGCUGUAAAAAAAAUUAUAUUAUAAACGUACUUAACGUACGAGUACGUUCAGCCUAAAUUUUAUUUAAAUAUUUUUAGUUUUUUUAAAUCAAUUUUAAAUAAAAACAUAAGAAAACUACAAAGAAAAUUAUUACUAGUCUGACGACACUAGUUUUAUUUUUAAUUUUUCUUUUUGAAAACCUUCAGGAGAGCAGCUGUGAUUGCAAAAUUAAUCAGAAAAAAUGGCUUUCGCUGGAUUCAAAAAACAAAUAAAUAAAGCAAAUCAGUAUGUCACGGAAAAGAUGGGUGGUGCCGAAGGCACAAAAUUGGACUAUGAUUUUAUGGAAAUGGAAAGAAAAACUGAUGUUACAGCUGAAUUAGUAGAAGAAUUGCAAAUAAAAACAAAAGAAUAUUUACAACCAAAUCCAACAGCAAGAGCUAAAAUGGCAGCUGUAAAAGGAAUAUCAAAAUUAUCUGGUCAAGCAAAAACAAAUACUUACCCACAACCAGAGGGUAUACUUUCAGAAUGUAUGCUAACAUAUGGUAAAAAAUUAGGAGAAGACAGCAUUUUCGCACAAGCUCUUAUUGAAUAUGGUGAAUCAUUGAGGCAAAUGGCUGAUGUUAAAUACUCACUUGAUGAUAAUAUUAAACAAAAUGUUCUUGAGCCAUUACAUCAUUUGCAAACAAAAGACAUUAAAGAAGUUAUGCAUCACCGAAAAAAAUUACAAGGACGUCGACUUGAUUUUGAUUGUAAAAGACGUAGACAAGCUAAAGGUGGAUAUCUUUCACCUAUGAGCAGUCCUAUCCGACAAAUGAAAUCUAAUGAUGAUGAAAUACGCAGUGCUGAAGAAAAAUUUGCUGAAUCAUUGCAAUUGGCACAAAUGGGAAUGUUUAAUUUGUUAGAAAAUGAUGUUGAACAAAUUUCUCAAUUAGUAACAUUCUGUGAAGCUAUGCAUGACUACCAUUCACAAUGCGCUGAAAUAUUGAAAACUCUCCAAGGAACACUGGAAGAAAAACGAAAUGAAGCUGAGUGUCGACCAAAGUCAGAAUUUAUACCGAAAUCAUUGGCUGAAUUGAAAAUUGAUGAAGGUACUGAUGGUGUAGAAGCCAACGGAGGAGUAACGAAACCUACUCAUCUGGAAUUGGAUAAUGGUCAUGUACAAGCUAGAUCUACGAAUGCAUCACCAUUACCAUCACCAAUGAGAUCUCCAGCAAAAACUCCGGCCACUCAAAAACAACCAUGUUGUCAGGCAUUAUAUGAUUUUGAACCAGAAAAUCCAGGCGAAUUAGGAUUCAAGGAAAAUGAUAUAAUUACACUUUUAAAUCGAGUUGAUGAAAAUUGGUAUGAAGGAAGUGUUAAUGGUCGAACCGGAUAUUUUCCACAAACUUACGUUCAAAUUGUGGUUCCUUUACCAUAAAUCAAGAAGGAUUAAUCUCAUAAACAAAGAAAGAAAAAAAAUAUAAUUAAUUUCGACAUUAAGUUAAUCAGAAAAAUAAUUCUUUAUCAAGAACUAUGCAAUAGUUAUGAAAAAUGAAUGAAUAAACAAUUCAAAUAAAAAGAUAAUACUUAAUAUUAUAUAAAAAAAAAUUAUUAUUUUUUUUCUUGUUUUGUAGUAAAAUAAUUUUCAACUUUUUCAUAUGUAAUUGUAGUUAUUAUUUAAUUUAUAAAUAAACGAGUUACAAGUUAUAAAUUUUCUGUUAUCAUUAUCAUAAAACUAAGAUAAAAAGAACUAUUAUGUACAAAAUGAACAAAUUAUAAAUAAAUAUAUUUGCUUUUAUAUAAUUGUGUUAAUUUUAUAAUUUUACUAAAUCCAAAACUCACAUAAACACAUUUAUAUUUUGAUAAUUUCAAAUAAGAAUUUAAACUUGUUUUCUAAUUUUAAUAAAAAGAAAUUUAAAAAUGAUUUAUUUUAAUUAAAAAAGAAUAAUUGGUAAAGUAUGUUUCAGAAUACCUAAUAAAAAAAAAGAAUUGUAUCAUUUAUAUUAUUGUAUAAUAUUUCAAAAAGUUUGAAAGUUACGUAAAAACACUUCGUAUUUGUAUUUCUAAUUAUUUUUUUGUUAAAAAUAAAAGUUUCCUUUAAGUUUUAUGUCAUUGAAUAAUUUUUUAAGUUUUAUUAAGUAAAAAAAAAAAGAUUUUAACAUGACAAUUAAAAUUAAGUGUAACGAAAAUUAAAUUCAUGAAAAUAUUAAAUUAAAAAAGAAUAUCAUACUUUCGCUUAAUAAAUAUUUAUAAAAUUAUUAUUUUUAUAUUUAAAUCAAAAACGUUUAAUAAUAUAUAGAAGUUCUGUAUUUAAAACAUAAAUAAUGUAAAAAACAGUUAUUUUUCAAUAGUUGUUUUAGUAUCAAUCAUUAUAAAAUUUAUUUCAUCAAAAAUAUCACUGUCCAAAUAAUAUGUAAUAAAUUAAAUUGAAAUUUAUUAAUAUAUAACUUUUAUUCUAUUUUAUUUUCUUACAAGUUUUAUUAUUCAUUAUAAAAUAUUUUCAAAUAAUUGUUAUAGUCAUUAGGAUUUUAACUUUUUUUAAAUUAUUUAGAUACAUUUAUUAACUAUAAAUAUUGAAAAUAAAUUAAUAAUAUUGUAUAUAAUUUGGAAUUGGUCCAUAAUUAUAGCUAAAGCCCAAUUAGUGAAGAUUAUAUGUAUUGCAUGCUAUAUGAACGUUUAUUUAUAUAAAUAUGAGUUGAAAUGAUUUUACUGAAUAAACAAAAUAUUAUAAAACAUGUAUACAUACAUAUAUUACAAUUAUACUUUAGUUUGAUAUUGAAGUACUACAAUUAAAUUUCUGAAAUUUAAAAACUAAUUAAAAUAUUUUUUUGAUAGGAUUUUAACAAUUUUUUCCUGAACAUAUUUUAAAUUUGAUUUAAAUUUUCAAAAAAAUAUCAUUUAUAUAAAAUAUAAAUGAUUUUUAUGAUAUUGAUUAUAAAAUCUAUUAAACUAAUGAUAAUAAAGAAAACUUGUCAUUACUUAAAAUUAAAAAAGCAUUUUUAACCAAAUAUUUAAAACAAAAGAUAAAUUGUAAUUAAAAACAGAACUUCUAAAAUAUGGUUUCAAACCAUCGUUUUUUAAAUAUACUUAUGAAUCAUAUAUUACCGAAUAUUUUGCAUAAUGAUUUUUAUCAAAAUUCACUUACAAUUUUUUGAAUAAAACCGUAUUGCCAUGAAGUUGCAAAAUUUUAUUUCAAAAAAUGUAAAUAAAAAUUAAUAAGUAGUAAAUUAAAAAAAAUUCAUUAAUUUUCAAACAUAUUUUUUGUUUUAUUUUAAUAUUAUCCUCUCUUGUUGACUAAGAAAAAAUAAAUAAGAAAAUAAAAAAUUGCAAAAAAUAAAUGAAAUGUAAAAUAAUGUGGAAAUCAAAAAAUUUAAUAUUGAGCGUUUAUACAAUUUAAUAAAGAAAAGGUAUUUGAAUAUUUCAUACAUAAUAUGAAAAACAAGACAAUACAUAGUUAAUUAAUUAUAAAAUUAUUGUUUUCAAAAUCUCAAAAAAAAAGAAAAAAAAACAUAUAUAUAAAAUUAUAAUAUGCAUACAAAAAUAAGAUAU